AUGACAUAUACGAUUGGCGAUAGAAGAAUAUCCAUAGAAGCGGACCAUUUACCGCCAGAAACGUUUGAGUUGAUAUUAUCGCAUCCAACACUCUUCAAAUACUGCCUUAACAAUGUAAGUUAUACCUGCUUGAUCGAUUUGAAGAAGAUAAUACAUCUCUAUGGAGAUGUGUUGACUAUAUACAGUACAUUGCUUUGUAAGAUACCCAAGUAUGAUGAUGUUACCAAUUUUGCUUCAAGAACCCAGAUGAGAGUGCUUCAGUUGGAAAACUCCUUCAACAAUUUGCUAGGUGACUACAAUAGUAACAACAACUUAAACUUUAAGGAGAGCUGGGACGAUAAGUCUUACGAAAAGGAAACCAGAAGAGCAUGCCUUCUCUGUAUACAAUCUGCAAAAGAAGUCUUCGCCCAGGUAAUAAGUUGUUUAAACUGUAUCGAGGUGUUUUUCUCCACUUUUGAUAAUCUAAAGAAGCUUCUUAUACCCUAUCUCUUAGGGCAAGCAGAAGAAAUUCAUGCCCUGUUGGAUAAACUAAGCGACUGGUUUUCUGUGGUAACAAUCGCUGAUGACGUAGUGAAGAUAAGGAGCUACAAAAAUGACGAUUCCAUCAUACUUCAGCAAUUGAAGAAAAUAGAAAGGAUAACUAGUGGCAUUGAAAGGGAGCUGGGAAUCUUUAAUGUUACAUUUAAGACAUUUGACCAACUGUUGAAGCUGUACACGGCCAUAUUGCUAGGUAGAGCUAUCUUAAAGAGAGACAUUGGCGAAGAGCAAUGCCAAAUAAUACGUAGGAGAGAAGUGUGUUUCCAGGCUGCAGAGCAUGUGGUCAACAUCCCGUUGCAUCAAGAUCAAUUACAUUCAUUCUCCGGAACCCAAAUAGCCAAAUAUGCGAUGAUCGGGUCGGUCGUGGUAUUUUUGUUGGUGUCUAUAGUGGUGUACAGGCUAUUGAAGGUGUUGGUUUGGUAA
Molecule: messenger RNA, 960 nt
Organism: Dujonia railenensis
Lineage: Eukaryota; Fungi; Ascomycota; Pichiomycetes; Serinales; Debaryomycetaceae
Source: the annotation of a GenBank genome assembly